Juglans microcarpa x Juglans regia is the source of this 888-nucleotide messenger RNA. RefSeq names its product NEDD8-conjugating enzyme Ubc12-like. The transcript has a single exon. The record is from RefSeq and is a predicted model, not a curated record. The coding region runs from base 72 to 656 and encodes 194 amino acids. Gene Ontology annotation, molecular function: NEDD8 transferase activity. NCBI's taxonomy places the organism in Eukaryota, Viridiplantae, Streptophyta, Magnoliopsida, Fagales, Juglandaceae. Gene Ontology annotation, cellular component: nucleus. Gene Ontology annotation, biological process: protein neddylation.
CGCGCGCGCUCUCUCUCUCUGCACGAAGCUGUCAGCUGUUUCACAUAUUUCAUGAUACAUAUAUAGGAAAAAUGAUUAGGCUAUUUAAAGUGAAGGAAAAGCAAAGGGAACUUGCAGAGAUCAGUGCUAAUGGAAAGACACCUAUCAAGAAGCAAAGUGCAAGAGAAUUACGUCUUCAAAAAGAUAUCAGUGAACUGAACCUACCGAAAUCUUAUAGCAUAUAUUUCCCCAGUGGCAAGGAUGACUUGAUGAUGAACUUCGAGGUCACCAUUCGGCCUGAUGAAGGAUAUUAUUUGGGUGGCACCUUUUUGUUCUCUUUCCAAGUUUCAGUUCCUAUUAAUUACCCUCAUGAAGCACCAAAGGUCAAGUGCAAGACGAAGGUGUACCAUCCUAAUAUUGACUUGGAAGGAAAUUAUGUCUACCUCAGCAUUCUAAGAGAAGACUGGAAACCUGUUUUAAAUACAAACACUAUAAUAUAUGGCCUAUUAAUUCAUCUUUAUACGGAACCGCCCAAUAGUGAAGAUCCACUCAAUCAUGACGAUGCAGCUGCAGUUUUAAGAGACCACCCAAAGUUGUCUGAAUCCAAUGAGCGUAGGGCAAUGGCUGGUGGGUAUGUCGUAACGUUGCAUAUAGCAGCCAUUUGUGAUGCUAAUUAGCACUGAGUUCAUUGCUCGAAGGUUCGAGGGCCGUAAAUUUGGUUGCAGGACUUCCUAGAGUGGUGCGCGUUUUGGGCAUGCAUGAAUUCUUCAAAAUCAUGUAGAAGCCCACUGGGAGAUGUUUGUAUUCUGUGACAUGUUUGAGCUAUUGGUUAGGGACAUUCGAUUUUCUUUAUUUCGACGUGAAUCAUCGGCAUAAGACUUUAGUUUUGUAUUUAUUCCUUUCCUUUUU